AAGUUUCCGGAUUUUGCCCGGAAGUUUGAAAAAUUAAAUUCACUCGAACACUGCGACAGUUAGGAUCUUCAGCGAUCCUUUCCAUGGCGAUCUGUUUCUUCAUCUCUGCCUUCCUCACGUUUCUCUCCGCCGUGUUUCUGCGUCUCUUUAUAUCGGUGAUCGAUUCCAGAAGGAGCAGGAAACGAGCUGUGGGGUUCUUCCAUCCGUACACCAACGACGGCGGCGGCGGCGAGAGGGUGCUGUGGUGCGCCGUCAAAGCCAUCCAGGAGGAGACUCCAGAUCUCGACUGUUUCGUCUUCACUGGAGAUCAUGACUCUUCUUCCGAUAGCUUGGCUCGCCGUGCCGUCGAUCGUUUCGGCGUCCACUUGCUGUUUCCUCCUAAGGUGGUUCAUCUUAAUAAGAGGAAAUGGAUUGAAGAGACCACAUACCCACGUUUCACGAUGGUCGGCCAGAGCCUUGGUUCGGUUUAUCUAGCUUGGGAAGCCUUGCGCAAGUUCACCCCUUUUUAUUUCUUUGAUACCAGUGGAUAUGCUUUCACCUAUCCUCUUGCUCGGCUCUUUGGAUGUAAAGUUAUUUGCUACACACAUUAUCCAACUAUCAGCUUGGAUAUGAUUUCUCGUGUUCAUCAGAGGAACUCCAUGUAUAACAACAAUGCUUCCAUUGCAAAGAGUAAUUUGCUAUCUUCAUGCAAAAUUAUCUAUUACAAAGUUUUUAGCUGGAUGUAUGGGGCAGUUGGCUCAUGCACUCAUCUAGCCAUGGUCAACUCUUCGUGGACAAAGUCCCAUAUUGAAGCGAUUUGGAAAGUUCCCGAUCGAAUUAGGCGGGUUUACCCUCCUUGUGAUACUUCAGGACUUCAGGCACUUUCUCUUAAAAGAUCAUCAGAUCCUCCAAAGAUCAUAUCGGUUGCUCAAUUUCGCCCAGAGAAGGCUCAUAUGCUUCAACUCGAGGCCUUCUCACUAGCCUUAGAGAAGUUAGAUCCACACCUUCCUCGACCCAAGCUCCAGUUUGUAGGCAGUUGCCGGAACCAAUCAGACGAAGAACGUCUUCAGAAACUGAAAGACAGAUCAGUUGAACUAAAAGUGGAUGGGGAUGUGGAAUUCUACAAAAACGUUAUGUAUAGGGACCUUGUUACGCUACUGGGAAAUGCAGUUGCAGGAAUACACUCCAUGGUAGACGAGCAUUUUGGCAUCAGUGUUGUCGAGUACAUGGCUGCAGGAGCCAUCCCGAUAGCUCACAACUCAGCUGGUCCGAAAAUGGACAUCGUGUUGCAAGAAAACGGACAGAGAACAGGGCUUCUCGCCCAGACCGUGGAGGAAUAUGCCAAUGCCAUCCUCGAGAUUGUGAAGAUGUCAGAAACCGAUAGGCUCAAGAUGGCUGAAGCCACGAGAAAACGGGCGGCAAAGUUCUCCGAACAGCGGUUUUUUGAUGACUUCAAAACCGCCAUCCGACACAUUUUCACUAGCUCUUCGAAAUGACAGCUUCAAGCCCUCAAUAUUUGCGGAUCAUAUACUAACUUACACAAAAACAUUUCUAAGGUACCCUCCUUUUGUUUUUAUUCAUUUCAUUCUUUGCAGCCGACAGAAGAAAGACGUAUUUGUUUUUUCCUUUGUUACCAGAGAUACAAAUGCAAGUUUUUAAGAAAGAUAUGUAUCAGAUCGCACAUAAACGACAAGCACUUCCUAUCUCAAACCUUGAAACGGCAAGGUGUCUCGAUGUGGCCAUGUUUCACUUCUCUGGUAAACCUCCUCUCUUUCGUCUUGAAUCGUCCACUUAUCCUCAUUCAAUUGCUCAAACGGUUUGAGUUCUUCUCCAUUUCGGAUCUUCUUGAUUGAUGCUAUGGAGAUCACGUACUUGUUCUUACGGAAUUUAUUUCUUCUUGUUGAGGGAAAAAUAGAAACCCAUUUCGAUA
Molecule: messenger RNA, 1909 nt
Organism: Tarenaya hassleriana
Lineage: Eukaryota; Viridiplantae; Streptophyta; Magnoliopsida; Brassicales; Cleomaceae
Product: GDP-Man:Man(3)GlcNAc(2)-PP-Dol alpha-1,2-mannosyltransferase
Exons: 7
Coding region: 84-1475 (463 amino acids)
Biological process (GO): protein N-linked glycosylation
Cellular component (GO): endoplasmic reticulum membrane
Molecular function (GO): GDP-Man:Man(3)GlcNAc(2)-PP-Dol alpha-1,2-mannosyltransferase activity
Source: RefSeq, a predicted model, not a curated record